AUGUUUAGUCAAGUUGAUACUCAUACUCAUACCACUACCACAAACACUUCUGCUGCUGCUGUUGCUUCUACAACUACCAGUCCAACUACUACAACCACCGCAUCAACUACCCCAAAUAUCCCAUCCUUGGAGACUUCUAGACUGGUACUAAUUUCAUCAAUUAUAUCAUCCAGACCAAAUACUGAACCACAGAUGUCUCAUGAUAAAGUAAUUUCCGGCAAGGUGUCACCACCUGUUAUGGAAGCGCAACAACAACUGCAUUUACCAAUAAGACCUCAAACUCUGUUACAUCCCUCUCCCCCACCACUAUCAGAGAACAAUAAACGCAAGGCAUCAACUACAUCCCCUUUGAAUGCCAGUCCACCAACAGGUUGUCAAUCUGCUACUAGUACAACAACUGCAGGUAGCAAUAGUUGCAACAGUGCCAUUUCGCAAGCUUCAAAACGUCACAAACCGAUGUCUCUAAAUUUGAAUGUUCCUAAUAGAAAUGCAGAUUUGGCAUUAAGGAUUGUAAGUCCUGGACUACCGGCUUUAGACGAUGAAAUGAAAUCAACUAUAAAGCUAUCACAGAGGAUUCAGCAACAACAAAGGUACUUGAUUGCUAGUAGACGUGGGGUGGAUGUUGACCAAGAAAAGUUUGAAGAUAAUGGUGAUACUUAUGUCGAUGAAGAUAUUGUUGCACAGCAAGUCCUGAGAUCAACGGACAAAGAUGCCCCAGGUGAGUCUGAAGGACAGUUGUCAAGCACAUCAUCGAAGAGUCAAAAUACUUCACCUAUGGAAUCAAAUAAACUAACUGGUGAGACUACAGAUGCAACUGGUCAAUUAUCACUUUCACGACUGGAAAACAAAGAAAAUACAACUACUCCAACAACUACCCCAACAACUACAAAAUCACCAGUUUACGCUCUAGAUGAUUCGGACAUUACUAGACUUUCAAGUUUGAAAAAUAGAAGAAUGAAGAGGAAAAAUGUUCCUGCUCCAUUAAAUAUAGGAACAUCAUCAAAUACAGCCAACAACCCUAAUCUGUCAAAACCCAAACUGCAUAUUGCUCCAUUAUCUAUACAUUCAGCCCCUAUUCGAUCAGCACCAACACGACCAACCGUUAAUUUGAGACACAGAGGAGGCGGUGUAUUUGGAAAGUAUUCUAGACCAGUCAAUAUACAUCCAGUGCCGCCAACUUUGUCCUCAACAUACCGUCAUUCGAUGCAUCCCUCGUCACACAAUCCACAACAACAACCAUAUCACUAUUUGCCACCACCAAGAACAGCAAGAUUGAAUAAUAAUAAUGCACCACCAAUGGCGUACACCGUAAGACAAGGACGUCCCUUUUCAUCUCAGCAACAGCCACAGCACCCACAGCAGCUCCCUCGUGGAGUACGACUAGUCCCAGCACCUAGUACAACCGCACAACAGUUUUCCAUGAGAUAUUUACCUAUUGUACCACCUUCAUCAACAAUGCUAAAUUUCCAACAAAGACAGUACCAGCAGCAAAUGCAACUGUCGCAAUCACAAAGAGAUAGAACUUCUACUGUUGGUGGAGCUAGUAUGAGCAAUUCAAGACCAGGGGCCGUAACAGAUGUUUUUAAUGACAAUUUUCAAAAAUCUACUCCCUUGCACUCACAACCAUUGUCAUCACAAGUUGAAUUUUUCAAACGUGUUAAUGUUAAUGGAUCAAUAAAUCAAGAAAAUGCAAAAACAAGUGAUGACAUUGUUGAGGAUGUCGAUGAUGAUAAAGCACCAGUAUCACAGGAUGAGAUUGACGAAAUGCAACAAAAAUAUGCUUCGAGUCGAAUGGUUAUGCCUCAAUACGUGCCUAGUUUUCAACAACAACAAUAUGCCAGUGCUAAUGGUUCAAUGAUGAUGACGAUGGUGCCAAACAUGGCUCCUCCUGCCUCUUCUGUUGUGCCAAAUGGAUACAAUUCAUCUCCAUUGAGGGGAGGACUGAAGAGUGAAGUAUUUGGUAGUAUUAAUUUCAUGAAUGAAAAUAUAUUCAAUUUCAGGAUUUUUGAACGCAAGAAUAAAUCUGGAGAAGGAGAGCAAAACAUAGAUGGUCAAUUCAGUGAAGUUGAUUAUGAUGCCGAAAGACAGGCAUUGUCUACUUCUUCAUCUGCUGCUUCUGCUUCGCAUUCGGGCUCAUUUUCAGCGUCUCCAUUGGAAUCUAAUGAUAAAUGGAGCUCACCUAAUGACGGCGAUGCUUUAAAUAAUGGUGAGGGGGAUAACUUGUCAAAACGGAGAGAAGAGAAGGAAGUCAUUGAUGACAAACACAAUGAUGCUUCUGUAAACAGUACCAAUGAUGAUGCUGCUGUUGAAGAGGACGAUGCAAUAAAAGAAGAAGAGCAAGACAAAUCGAAAGAGGGAAGUCAAGAUUGGUUACGUUACGAGAAGAAAAAAUUUAUGAAGAUUUGCGAAACUUGUUGGGAUGAAUUUGUCAAGUCAAGAAGUCAACAAGGGUAG
Lodderomyces orthopsilosis Co 90-125 is the source of this 2454-nucleotide messenger RNA. RefSeq lists its product as uncharacterized. The record is from RefSeq and is a predicted model, not a curated record. Lineage: Eukaryota; Fungi; Ascomycota; Pichiomycetes; Serinales; Debaryomycetaceae. Bases 1 to 2454 code for a protein of 817 amino acids. The transcript has a single exon.